Molecule: messenger RNA, 2071 nt
Organism: Folsomia candida
Lineage: Eukaryota; Metazoa; Arthropoda; Collembola; Entomobryomorpha; Isotomidae
Product: vacuolar protein sorting-associated protein 33A
Exons: 11
Coding region: 160-1956 (598 amino acids)
Biological process (GO): vesicle-mediated transport; intracellular protein transport
Cellular component (GO): CORVET complex; lysosome
Source: RefSeq, a predicted model, not a curated record
AUGAGAGGCGACUUGAGACGGGCUGAUGUUUUCUUCUCCAACUUCUGUCAACAAAAUCUCACAUGUGUCAUCCAAUUGUUUAGCUAUUAAUUAAAAAUUAUUCGUAUUUUGGAAUUUGUGGGGUUAUCAAAUCUAACAGUUUGAUAAGUAUCUGUAAACAUGUCAUCCUUUGGGGCCAGCAUGGAGACUUCGCCUCGACCUAUGAAUACCGUCGUGGAUGUCGCAAUUCUCCAAAAACUGGCGCAUAAGGAUAUUGUCGCACUGUUACAAAAAUGUCAAGGAGAUAAGGCCUUAGUAUGGGACCGGGCUUUGGCCAACCCAAUGAAUCUGAUAUUGAAACAUUCAGACCUUAAAGAACAAGGAGUCGUCAGAAUGUUGUCGCUCGAACAAGGGCAAAUCCCUAGUACAGAUAUGCCAGAAACGAUCAUAUUCAUUUGUCGUCCGUUAGUUCAUCUGAUGAAGUUGGUGGAAAGUGCGAUUCGAAAAGAGGAAAGUGCUCGACGAAGGAAACGGUUUCACUUGUUCUUUCUCCCAAGAUCUUCUACAUUAUGUGUUAAAUGGUUAGAGGAUCAAGGAGUCAUUUCUAGUCUGCAGUCUGUCGAAGAACUUCCAAUUUUCCUCUUUCCUUUGGAUAAAGAUGUGAUAUCUAUGGAACAAGAAUAUGCUUUCAAAGAUUUCAAAUUGGACGUGGAUCCUACAGGAUUAUACCAUGUGGCCAAAGCUAUAGUUUAUCUGCAAAAAACGUACGGCGUACCUUCAAGAGUUUUUGGUCUGGGUCAUGCCGCAAAACAAGUCCAUGAACUUAUUCAUUCCGUUAAGUUAGAGAGUGGAGCAUUUAAACCUCAGGUUUCUGGAACAACUAUUGAUUGUUUAUUCCUAAUUGAUCGCGAGGUAGAUUUACUUUCUCCCGUAGUCACCCAGCUAACUUAUGAAGGAUUGAUAGAUGAAUUUUAUGGAAUCAAUAACAAUCAAGUGAAAUUUCCCGAGGAAAAGUUUGGUGAAGCAAAAACAAUGCUUCUCAACUCGACAGAAAAUUUGUACGUUGAGCUUCGAGAUAAAAACUUUAGUGCAAUUGGUGGAGUCCUUCGUUCUAAAACUGCAGAGAUUCAAGAGAUUUUCAGACAGAAGGAGAGAGGAGAAAUGACCAUGGGGGAAAUGAAAAGAUUGGUGCAACAGUUGCCGGCUGUGAACGCAUUAAAGCAGUCAUUAUCAGACCACACUUCCGUUGCGGAACUGAUCAAGGCUAAAACCGAAACGGAGGAGUUUCUAAGCAGUUUGGAAUGCGAGCAGGAACUUCUUAGUGGAAUUGAUACAGAAAAGUUGAAUACCCACAUUGAAUAUCUGUGUGGGAAGAAAGCUCCACUGAAUACGGUUCUGCGUCUUCUUGUCAUCCAAAGUAUUACUAGUGGAGGGUUAAAAGUAAAAAUCAUGCAACAUUACGAAAGGCUACUCAUUCAAAAUUAUGGAUUCGAACAUUUCUUGACGAUCCAAAAACUUUAUCAAUUGGGACUAUUGCGAAGCCAAUCCUCUGCCCAGGCUACGGGAAGCAGAUAUUCUGUGCUCAAGCGUGCCCUCCAACUUUUUCGCAAUGAUGUCUCGGAAAUAAAACCGGACGAUUUCACAUAUGUUCACAGCAUAUACGCUCCUUUGAGCAUUCGCCUAAUUCAGCACAGACUUCGACCUCCACUUUGGGCAACCCUGAAAGACUCGAUUCAGACCUUAUUGCAAAAACCCGUGAUAGAUGAGGAGUCAGAGAUUCCUCCGAUCGGUGGAAAUCUAUCAUCUGCAAAACGGCAACCUAAAUUCAUCAUUGUCGUUUUCAUUGGUGGUUGUACUUUUGCCGAAAUUUCUGCCUUGAGGUUCCUUGCUCAACAAGAUGAUGAACGUGAAUUUCUAGUCGUGACUUCAAAAAUUAUUAAUGGAAAUUCAUUUCUCAAUUCUCUAUUAGAACCAUAAAUAAGAACAAAUUAAGGCUAUUAUUUAUUUUAUACGUAUUUUAUCAUGCUGCUUUACCCGGUAUUUGUUUUUCACAGCGUUAUGAUAAUAAAAUAAAUAUAUUUAUGGAAACGUU